Messenger RNA from Fusarium musae, 876 nucleotides. RefSeq lists its product as uncharacterized. The record is from RefSeq and is a predicted model, not a curated record. Gene Ontology annotation, cellular component: nucleolus. Lineage: Eukaryota; Fungi; Ascomycota; Sordariomycetes; Hypocreales; Nectriaceae. The coding region runs from base 1 to 876 and encodes 291 amino acids. Gene Ontology annotation, molecular function: rRNA (adenine) methyltransferase activity. The transcript has a single exon.
AUGGUUUCCAAGAAGCAAGCAAGGCUGAAAAGCCUUUCAAGUGGCCGCCCGCCAACUGUCAAGUCCUCACGGUCAAUGUCUAGGAAAGCCAGCAGGAGUCUCAUCAACACUCAUCACCAACUGGAGAAACAACGUCGGCAAGCUGCAGCCAAGGGCGACACGGUCACCGAAACUCGCAUCGCCUCAGAGAUUGCCAAGCUGGGUGGUCUUGACCACUAUCAGAAGGCCAGUUUGCAAGGUCAGAGUCUCGAUAGAGGAGGCGACACGUCAAGAGUACUUCUGGAAUGGCUCCCUGUGGCAGAGCUCAAGAAGCGUGCUCAGCCGUUUCAUAUGCUGGAGGUUGGGGCAUUGAGUACUCGUAACGCAUGCUCGACAAGCGGUAUCUUUACUAUGAAGCAUAUCGAUCUCAACAGCCAGGAGCCAGGCAUCACAAAGCAAGAUUUUAUGGAGCGACCUCUGCCCAGAGACGAUUCUGAGGUGUUCGACAUCAUCUCUCUGAGUCUAGUGCUCAACUUUGUGCCCGAGGCCGAGGGGCGUGGACAGAUGCUUCUUCGGACUCUCUCCUUUCUUCGACCUCCAGCUGAACCAGCAACUGGUUCUGACGAACCCUUUCCUUGCCUUUUUGUGGUUCUACCUCGUAGCUGUGUUGAUAACUCACGAUAUUUUACAGAAACUCGCUUGGAGGAGUUGAUGACGAUUCUCGGCUAUGCAUGCACCAAGGCCAAGAUGACUCAGAAAUUGGCAUAUACUCUUUGGAAGAGGAUCGGGACCGUCUCCGAGAAGCGGCCAGAUUUUACAAAGAAGGAAGUCAAUCCAGGACGGACGCGGAACAAUUUUGUCAUGACGCUCAAAGCUUCGACGAGUCAUUCAAACUGA